UAGGUUCAGCAGAUGUUGUAGUCGGACUAGAUAUUGUAGGUGGACUAGAUGUAAUAGGCGAACUAGAUGUGGUAGUCGUAGCUUCUGAGGUGGUGGAGGUAAUCACUCGUUCAGUGUUGGAGGGAAUCACUCGUUCAGUGUUGGAGGGAAUCACUCGUUCAGUGUUGGAGGGAAUCACUCGUUCA
Molecule: messenger RNA, 185 nt
Organism: Racocetra persica
Lineage: Eukaryota; Fungi; Glomeromycota; Glomeromycetes; Diversisporales; Gigasporaceae
Source: the annotation of a GenBank genome assembly